Messenger RNA from Striga hermonthica, 2439 nucleotides. The record is from the annotation of a GenBank genome assembly. Lineage: Eukaryota; Viridiplantae; Streptophyta; Magnoliopsida; Lamiales; Orobanchaceae.
AUGGAUCCAGAAGAAAUUACUAAAUUAUGCGAACAGCUCAGGCUAGAUUUGGAAGAGAGUGUCGUACCGAUGACGGAGAGUGAAUCGGAAGCUGGCUUUGCUAAAUUAGCCACCUGCCUCGUCGGAAAGGUAAUCGGGAACAGAAAUACAAAUAAAGAGGGACUAGAGUCUGUCUUUCGAUUUAUCUGGAAGACGAGGUACUCUUUUCAGAUUGAGCCGAAAGGGAUAAAUAACAUCUUCUUAUUCCAGUUUGGCUCAGUUGAGGAUAUGAAAAUGGUGCUGAAUGGGGGGCCAUGGUUGUUUAACAAACAAGUGAUUUCUCUGGCUAGACCUGUAGGGGCUGGUGAUAUUAGCGCCAUCGAUUUUAAUGUUAUUCCGUUCUGGAUUCAUCUUCUUAAUCUACCACUGCGAAGGCAAAAUGGGCGCCCGAUUUCCUCAACGACAAACACAAAUAGCCCUCAACAUUCCAGUGAACAUAGUGUCAGUAAAAGAGAGAGAGGUAACGGGGUAACUCAGCCAGUCAAUAAUCAGGUGGAAGAUAAUUCUUCAGAGUCGGGCCAUAAUAUGCAGAAAGUCCAACGUCACAGGUAUUUUCUACAUCAACUAUGCGUCUGCAUGGUGGCUCACAGAAAGGGUGGAAAAGGAAGACGGGCACGCCAUAUUCAACCCGAGAAGGAAAGAAACGGCGGACUCUGCUCAGCAGAGUCGCCGAACUCAAUGAGUUGCCUUUGCUGGAACGUGCAAGGUUUGGGGAAUCCUUGCACGGUUAAAUCUUUACAGGCUUUGGUCGGUAAAGUUUCCCCUGAUCUAGUCUUUCUGUCUGAGACUAGAUUAUUUGGUGCUAAGGCAGCUAAUAUUCGGUAUCUAUUAAAUUUCGGAGGCAACUUUGUGGUGGAUUGCCAAGGCAAAAGUGGUGGGUUAAUGCUCUUGUGGUCUGAUAAUUGGGAGGUUGAAAUCAUAUCUUAUUCGGCGGCUCACAUUCAUGCGCAUAUCAAAGAUCACAACAACAAGUGCUGGAGAUUUACAGGAGUAUAUGGUCAACCUCGAAUGGAAAAUCGUCAUCAUACGUGGGAAUUAAUCAAACGUCUGCAACCUUUAUCAAACUUACCAUGGCUAUGCGGCGGGGAUUUUAGUGAAACCAUCCUCCUAUCAGAGCAAAAAGGAGGUUCUUUCCGAAAUCAAGCUACUUCCAGGGACUUCCAAAUGACUCUUAAUCAUUGUAAUCUACUCAACUUUCAUUUUCAGGGUCGUCGGUUUACAUGGAAUAAUAAGCGAAAAGGUACUGAAAAUAUCCAAGCUCGAUUGGAUAGAUUUGUGGCUACUGAAGAGUGGCAAAAUGAAUUUCCGGAAGCUUGGAUCGAACAUCUUCCCUUUCAGUUCUCUGACCAUCGUCCUAUCAUCCUACAUCAUGACAACCACCUCAAAUUCCAGGGACCUCAGAAAAUUCGCCCUUUCAGAUUUGAACCUUUCUGGCUUCGAGAGAAAUCUCUUUGUGCGGUGGUUCGGGAAGGCUGGGAGGAGGAGCAUGCCCUCGAGAGUAAUAGGGACACCCCCAGCUACUUUAUCAGGAAGUUAACAGCUUGCAGUAAAAAGUUGAAAGAAUGGAGUAAGCAAAAUUUUGUUGGCUGGAGGAAAAAACUGCGGGAAAAUGAGAAGCGUCUUCAAGAACUAUAUGACUCUCCAAAUUCAGAAAAUCUCAUGGAAGACAUUCAUAUAUUGGAGCAGGAAGUGCAUCAACUAUUAGCCCGGGAAGAGAUAUUUUGGAAACAACGAGCACGAGUUGAUUGGCUUAAAGAGGGGGAUCGCAAUACGAGGUUCUUUCAUAAUAGAGCAAAGGAAAGGUUUCGUCGGAACCGAAUCGACAGAAUUCAAAACGACCAAGGAGCCUGGCUUACCAAUGAGGAAGAAAUUGUUCGGCAGGUGACCACUUUCUUCCACCACCUUUUCUCUAGCAGACGCCCGACUGAAGAGAAAAUUCGGCUUAUCACUGAAAAUGUGGGUUGUGGUAUUUCUUCUGACGAAGCUUGCUUACUCGAUGCACCAUUUACAGAAAAAGAUGUCCUAGAUGCCCUUAUGAGUAUCGAUCCUUAUAAGGCCCCUGGGGCCGACGGAUUCCACGCUAUAUUUUAUCAGAAGUACUGGGAGCUUAUUAAGAAUGAUGUAACAUCUGUGUGUCUCAACAUUCUCAAUAAUGGCUACUCCAUGCAGGGCCUUAAUGAUACAGUAAUUGCCUUGAUCCCGAAGAAGAAGAAUCCGGUUCGGGUGAUUGAUUAUCGCCCUAUCAGUUUGUGUACGGUGCUUUAUAAAAUAAUUUCUAAAGCCAUUGCCUCAAGAUUGAAAGUGGUCUUAGAUCCGUUGAUAUCGGCCAACCAAAGUGCCUUUGUUCCUAACAGGCUCAUCACGGAUAAUGCGAUUUUGGCCUUUGAAUUGCUUCACUGA